Messenger RNA from Penicillium bovifimosum, 2043 nucleotides. RefSeq names its product F-box domain protein. The transcript is spliced from 3 exons. The record is from RefSeq and is a predicted model, not a curated record. Bases 1 to 2043 code for a protein of 680 amino acids. NCBI's taxonomy places the organism in Eukaryota, Fungi, Ascomycota, Eurotiomycetes, Eurotiales, Aspergillaceae.
AUGUCGACGCCAGCCUAUUCUCAUUUGGAGCUCCUCCCCAAUGAGCUCCUAGAUCAGAUCAUCUCCCACUUAACCACGGAGCCGCCGUCCUUGGGCCAACUACAUCAUCCACCCAAUCUACAGCUUACCCAGUCUCCAACGAAUGAUCUCAAGCAUCUCUCACAGUGCUCACAGCGUCUACUUGAACUUGUGCGACCUCGGCUAUUCAGUCAUGUCUGCCUGGACCUCUAUGACGAAGCCGACUUCCACUCCUUUAUGACCAACUCGAAUCUCGCUCCAUAUGUCAACUCUCUUGUAGCGAUUGCAAGCGACAAUUCUGAUCGCAGGGUCGACCCAUUCUGGUGGCGCCGCGUCCUCCGCUAUCUGGAUCCUCGCCAUGUGAUAGUGGUCGCCCCGCCAGUCUUCAUUGGCAAAACCCUAGCUACCACCAUCAAUGACGAUCAUACCUGGGCAUUCGAUAUGCCUUUGCAAAUCCUGGCUCUGGGACGAGAAUGCAUGUCUCGUGAUUCACCCCGGCUGCCUGACCUGGAGACCUGUACCUGUCUCCUCGCAUCACGCCCAUGGACAUCGAUGACUUUCAAUGAAUCAUCGUCCCUGAAAGCAUACAACCAUUACGAGUACUUCCUUACUCGUGUCCCAUCCUUCCUUACGGCGUGGGGAAUGAAUGUGAGGCUUGGAACACAUGUGGCCGAACGUCCAAACGACCUAUCGAUACUCCUACACGGUCUCACGUCCUUUUCCUAUACGGCCGUGUUUCCUUUUUACAAUCACUCGCAACUCGUACUCGAUGCCGUCUCAAGAAUGGAUCAAUUGCGUCGCCUCGAUGUGCAGCUAGCUCCCUGUCGGGGCAAUCAUAUCACCGAGCUCGAACAACGAGGGUCUAUGGAUCCUAAUGAUCCAUGGAUGGAGCUCGCAACUUCGUAUUCGUUGAUUGCAUAUACUGUCAGUAACAUGCCUUCUCUGAAGGAGUUCAGGUGCGGCGAUCUACACGUUGAGGCUAUGCGGCAGGAUAUAAUUGCAGCUUUGGACGAUGUCAUCGGUGAUGGAGGCUGGCCUGCAUUCCCUAUUCUUGCCGAUUCACUACUCCCACCGCCAAUCCCAAUGGAAAAAGCAGCAUCCUCCCCAGGUCAAGCCUCAAAGAGUGACUGGAGUCUCAAAAAUGAUUGGGUUCGGGGUAUCCAAUCUUCCAAAGAAUCCAUCUUUCGGUGCGGAGUUGUCCUCGGCUUCUCCAGGCUGAGAAUGAGAAGCAAGGAAAGCAACGAGUAUAUCGGACAGGUUCCUCGACAUAUACUUACGUCUCAUCUGCGGGCCGUUAAUCCAUCGUCUGAUCCUACUGCAUUCAUCAUCCAUCCAGGGAGUUUCGAAGCCUUUGCUCCAAGGACUCUGCUCAACGAGCUGCAAGCUUCUUCCCAUGACCAGCCCAGCCUCACCCGGGACGAGGCGAUCCAGAGACUAGACUCUGUGCAGCUGCUUCCUGUGCACAACUUUCCCAAUGCCGCACAGGCCAUAGGCCAAGUCUCGGAUGUUCUGCACAAGAUCCAAGAUAAGCGAGAGCGGCGAGAAGAACCGACCGAGCCGAACACAUCUAGCAAUAACCCCAUCUUGUUGAUUGUUGCCGGUCUCGAUACCCUAACGGAAGGAGUAAUUCGGGUGUCUAAUCCGGCUAGGGGUGCUGCCGUUUUGACGGCGACGCUCCGCACCUUGACGAGAUUGUCUCGCGUGCACGCCUCUUAUCUUUCAAUCAUCCUGGUCAAUACUAAUGGAGUAGGUUCUAUAAAUUCGGAGUGGGAGAAGAAUAAACAAUCGACUGGAAACACUGCUAGUCAUGGAGAUGGUGCUACGAGGCAGCCGCUGGAGGAUGGGAUCCACUCUAUCUUUCACUCGGACAUUCCCUCCCUGUUCCCUACUUUGCUCAUGAAGGCUUUAGACCAAGGGAUUGAUACUCAUCUAUUGAUUUCUGAUCUGAGAGGAGCUCAGAUAGUCGAAGUGAUCAAAGAUCGAGUUGGUACGGGUCUAGGCAAGUGGGGGAUAUGGAAUGAGUAA